AUGGCACAAUCAUUCUUCGGAACCAUGAAAUCAACAGCCUUGAGUUUUUUUAAGGGAGUGGAUUCUACAAGUAAACCAGAUAAUACUUCAGAUAAACCAGAUAAACCAGAUAAUGAUUCAGAUAAAGCCGAUAUUGCUCGCAUCGCAUUUCAAGAACCAACUUGUCAACCCAAAAUAAGCUCAUCCUCGCCAUUUGAAUUAUUACCAGCUUUGCUUCUUGGGUCUUCUUCACUCGAGCCAUAUCCAUUGACGGUUGAUUUGCCUACAUUCACCGGUCCACAGGCACUUGAAAAGCCAAAUCUUGCGCCAGCAAUUGAGGACCCUCUUUCUGAACCUUUUUGUCCUUUAGCAUUUUCGUCAAACCUUUGCAUAGAUGAGACCACACUAGAGGAUUCAGUACCGCUCAAGUCUGCCUUGACUCAACUUGCUAACCCAAACCUCGAAGAAGAAGUUUCCAGACUCCGUACUCACACGGAGCAAUAUUGCCGCAGGCUCAUCAGAGAAUCUCAAGCUGAUAGUCUGCAACUCAACAUGACUACGGUCAUAGCUUGGGAACAAGAACACAAAUUUGCUGCUACCCAUAGGGAUAGUAGAGUGAAAUGGAAAGGGGAUGAAGUAUCCAAUUUGGAUGUGGGUGAAAAAAAUGAAGAUUUUAUGAGAAAAGUGAGCCAGGAAAGAGCCCACGAAAAGAAAGUUAUUAAUUUUUUCAAACAAUAUAAUAAAAAGAAGUUGACAGAGGAGAAACUAGAAAAAGAAAAAAUGAUUGCCGAGACCAGAAAGAGAAUGAACAAAAUUGAGAGCUUUGAAAUUGAAACGCAAGCUCCAGAAUUGACAUCCAAGAAUUCGUUAGAAGGAGAAAUAGGGAAGGUGUUUUUAGGAGACAAUAGGCACUUUAUGCCGCUAAGCGAUAAGUUAUCAAGAAAAAUAGGCAAAGUUCUCAGCAAAAGUGAGGCAGCCAAUGGUUUAGAAGAAGUGAUAUCAUCUAAUAUGUUGCGAAAGGAUAUCCCAUUGGGAGAUAAAAAAAUAUGUGGGAAUUCCGGCCAAGCAGAAAUUAUCCCAUCUAAUAUUAGCCAAUCAAUGAAAGAUGCCUUCCAGAGACCUGCCAAAUCUGAAAACGUUGAAAGGUUUUUGAAGUUCUCAGAAAAUUUAUGGAGAGCCACACGCAUAAACUACACUGUAAAUGACUACAGUGAGGUUGCCAAGGCAAACAUUCUUUUGAUGGUUGCGAAAUACAAUUUGACCUUUGGCAAAAAUAGUGAGCUUGAGUUGGUUUCCAAAAACCAAAUUUCCAAUUUGGGGGAAUCCAAUAUCGUUAGUAGUGAUGGCCAUAUUGACAGUACUAAAAUCACUUCUGACAGUAACAGCAUUCAAUCAUCAAAUGUUGCAGACUGUUUUAGUAAGGAGACUUUCAAAGGGGUUAAUAGUAGCCAUUCUGUCACUAGAAUCACAACUCCUGAUGUAAUUGAUACGAUGAACCAUGGUAGUGCAUUGAAAUGUGCCAUCACUGAAAAAACUCCAAUGAAGGGAAGUUAUAUACAAGAAUCAUCAAGAGCGAGAGAGAUAUUGCUUUAUGGGGCUUGUUCGCAGAAUGAAUUUUUAAUAUGA
Messenger RNA from Saccharomycopsis crataegensis, 1605 nucleotides. RefSeq lists its product as uncharacterized. Bases 1 to 1605 code for a protein of 534 amino acids. The transcript has a single exon. The record is from RefSeq and is a predicted model, not a curated record. Lineage: Eukaryota; Fungi; Ascomycota; Saccharomycetes; Ascoideales; Saccharomycopsidaceae.